AAACAAACCCUCCCUGCUACGCGCAAAAUUGAGACACGGGAUCUCGCACGCACAACGCAUCAAACACUCUCGUUCUUCUGCGUCCUUGAUUUACAAUGGCGGAUUCUUUGACUGAAGAGCAAGUCUCUGAGUUUAAGGAGGCUUUCUCUCUCUUUGACAAAGAUGGAGAUGGACAAAUCACAACUAAAGAACUCGGCACGGUCAUGCGAUCUCUUGGCCAGAACCCCUCCGAGUCCGAGUUGCAAGAUAUGAUCAACGAGGUCGAUGCUGAUAACAACGGAACCAUUGAUUUCCCGGAAUUUCUCACCAUGAUGGCUAGAAAGAUGAAGGAUACGGAUUCCGAGGAGGAAAUCAGAGAGGCUUUCAAGGUCUUCGAUCGUGAUAACAAUGGCUUCAUCUCCGCCGCCGAGCUCCGUCAUGUCAUGACAUCCAUUGGAGAGAAGUUGACGGAUGAUGAGGUUGAUGAGAUGAUCAGAGAGGCUGACCAGGACGGUGAUGGACGAAUUGACUACAACGAAUUCGUUCAACUCAUGAUGCAGAAAUAG
Messenger RNA from Amorphotheca resinae ATCC 22711, 545 nucleotides. RefSeq lists its product as hypothetical. Gene Ontology annotation, molecular function: enzyme regulator activity; calcium ion binding. Gene Ontology annotation, cellular component: central plaque of spindle pole body. Gene Ontology annotation, biological process: spindle pole body organization. Lineage: Eukaryota; Fungi; Ascomycota; Leotiomycetes; Helotiales; Amorphothecaceae. The record is from RefSeq and is a predicted model, not a curated record. The transcript has 7 exons. Bases 96 to 545 code for a protein of 149 amino acids.